AAUUUAAGUGUUGCUUAUAUUUUAUUGUGAAAAAACUCUAUGCGGAAAUUGUGGUUUUCUUCUGACAAGAAGAAAAUUACAGAACUCACGUCUUUUUGCUUUCGAAAUCGAGACUCAUCAGACCAGGCAACAUUUUUCCAGUCUUCAACUGUCCAAUUUUGGUCUCAACACAAAGAUGGCAUCAAGCAGCACCAGCAGCGAGGAGGAGCGGAGCCUCCAAGAGUGUGAGCAGUACGUCCAGAAACACAACAUCCAGCAACUGCUCAAGGAAUGCAUCAUCCAGCUGUGCACGGCCCGGCCCGACCGACCCAUGAACUUUCUCAGGGACCACUUUGAAAGACUGCAGAAGGAGGAGGCCCAGCAGAUCGCCGCGCAGCAGAGGUCUGGCUCGAGGUCAGACUCCCGGGAGGAAGAGGUUUCUCCUCCCAUGAACCCCGUGGUGAGGGGUCGCACCCGAAGAGGAGCCAUCAGUGCUGAGGUGUACACCGAGGAAGACGCUGCGUCCUAUGUCAGAAAGGUCAUCCCAAAAGACUACAAGACCAUGGCCGCCCUGGCCAAAGCCAUGGAGAAGAACGUGCUGUUUGCCCACCUGGACGACAACGAGAGGAGUGACAUUUUCGACGCAAUGUUUUCCGUCAACUACAUCGCCGGGGAAACGGUCAUCAAACAGGGUGAUGAGGGAGACAACUUCUACGUCAUUGACGUGGGAGAGAUGGAUGUGUACGUGAACAAUGAACUGGUGACCAGCAUUGGUGAGGGGGGAAGUUUUGGGGAGCUGGCUCUGAUCUAUGGGACCCCUCGAGCAGCUUCAGUCCGUGCCAAGUCCAAUGUCAAGCUGUGGGGCAUCGACAGAGACAGCUACAGGAGAAUACUGAUGGGAAGCACUUUGAGAAAGCGGAAGAUGUAUGAGGAGUUCCUCAGCAAGGUGUCCAUCUUAGAGUCUCUGGAUAAGUGGGAGCGUCUGACGGUGGCGGACGCCUUGGAGAUCGUCCCGUUUGUCGACCGCCAGAAAAUUGUGGUGCAGGGAGAGCCUGGAGAUGAGUUCUUCAUCAUCCUGGAGGGGACGGCAGCGGUGCUCCAGAGGCGCUCAGAGGACGAGGAGUUUGUGGAGGUGGGCCGACUCGGACCCUCGGAUUACUUUGGUGAGAUUGCCCUGCUGAUGAACCGGCCCCGGGCUGCCACCGUGGUGGCAUGCGGCCCCCUCAAGUGUGUCAAGCUGGACCGGCCCCGGUUUGAGCGGGUCCUGGGUCCCUGCUCGGACAUCCUGAAGAGAAACAUUGAGCAGUACAACAGCUUUGUCUCCCUCUCAGUCUGAGCGUCCACCCCGCACAUCGGCUUCAAUCUCCUCCUGCUGUUACCACACGACGCCUGCUACGCCUCCUACUGGUUUUAUUGUCUCUGCAGGUCCUCAGGAGACGUCAUGUGCUUUCUGUGAAGGGAGGAGCUGAAGCAAAAACCAAAUAGAUACACUUUGAAAGUCUGGCUAAGAUUAGCUAAUGAGGGAUGCAUACAUUAUUAAAAAGGAAGUAUUCAUACAAAUUGCAGUCUAGAUCCGAUCUGCAUAGUCCCACAGUCAGGUGCCAGGUCUGAAGGUGAGCAGUGUGUGUAACUUGGUCCGUUGAUGAUGUGAUGCACAGCUGGUACCUCAGUUUGCUCUCCACGUCUCCCUCACAGUGAAUUGUCACAACCGUCACGUCAAAUUUAAAAUGUGCUCAGUGCGUUGCUCUAUGACGUGCUGCUGAUUAGCACUGUUAGCAUACUGAAAUGCUAAAUACACCUGCUGGACCUCGGCAUGUUACCAUGGUUACGUCCUCUUGUCCCUGUUUCUUGCUAUCGAUGCCAGUUGUACUUCUACCGUGUGGCGGCUGUUCAAACGGAGGAAGAUUCUUUUUAAAAGCCCAAUUCAUUCCAGUCUCCUCCACUGCUUAUUUUAAACAGCACUUCCAUCAUCUUCAUUUCAUCUCUUCUUGCAUCUAAUUUCCGCUUUGCCAUCAUUUCAUUUUUUGUAUGUUUUUUACAUUGAAUCAGUAAUCAACAUUCUCUUUGUUUACCUUUUGCUUUUUAACUGUUGCUAUAUUUCAUUGUGAAGUUGCACACUUCCCAAUGUCGAGGUACACCUCUGCUACAAAUCUACGUAUUUUGAGUAAAUCACUAUAUAUUUUUGCAGAUUUUGUGAUGUACAAAACUUUAAUCGCAGAAGUGAGUGUAUGCUUUAAGGCUCGCUGAUCCCAACAAGGUUCCUCUCGGGAGGUCUGACUUUCUGACCCACGGCAUCACAAAGUCCGUUAUUCUUUACUGGUUGUGUUAUAAUUCCACUGCUUAUAUCAGUGUUGUGUUGAGGAUGUACUAUUGAACUAAAUGAACCUAUAAUAAUAUAACUGCCCGUAUUUUAAAGUGAUUUCCUGAACUCCACGUAUUGGAGACGUGUUUGUGUUUGGAGCACACUCCGUGCAGAUGGUCAUUGGUCAGAUGGAAGCGGAACGUCUACACUUCAAUGUUGUCUGUCACAAAUGAGCGAGUCAAGCUUCCGUAAUGCUGCAUCGCACGUUUCCCAUGAUGCAACGCUGUGUGCCUGGUAAACAAUCCGCUCAAUAUGAAAGCGUGGUUUUCCAAGAAGACAGAAGCUUUCCUUCAGGCCGAUGCUGCUGCUUGGUGGACGUGUCAACUACGACACUUUGAUACCUAAAGUAUGCAUGUUAAUUAACCCAACCAAUGAGUCAGCAUCCCGAUGUGCAGCUUGUCCAGCAUCGCUUGGUCCAGCCUGUAGGAACCUCGUUGUCUACACGCAGUGUUGGAUGUCCACUGUUUAUCAGCAGGGCGGCACCUGUUUGGACCCGGUUCUGUCUUUAGUUUAACCGGCCUUACGACUACAGUAUGACUGAAACGCUUCAAUGCAGCCGUGUUUGGGUUAUUAACUAAAAAAGAGGGCCGUGUUUCCAGAGGGUCUGAAUCAUUUGACUCAUGUUUAAACGGCCUUAUGUUUGAUCAAACCAGUGGGGGAAACAUACGUACCAGUCCUUUUUCUGCUCCGUGGGGGGAGGGGGGGGGGGGGGGGAUAUUGCCAUUGAGUAAAGGCUUACAUGUACAUUUUUGCCAUGAUGAUAAAAUGUGAACUAUUUUUCUCAGCCACUUCUUGUAAACGUCUGUGCUCGCUGAGCAGACUAGUUAUAUCUCAAAUAUAAAUAAAUUCUAAUCCUGUUCUGAUUUCA
Molecule: messenger RNA, 3209 nt
Organism: Pungitius pungitius (ninespine stickleback)
Lineage: Eukaryota; Metazoa; Chordata; Actinopteri; Perciformes; Gasterosteidae
Gene: prkar1aa
Product: protein kinase, cAMP-dependent, regulatory, type I, alpha (tissue specific extinguisher 1) a
Exons: 12
Coding region: 176-1315 (379 amino acids)
Biological process (GO): regulation of protein phosphorylation
Cellular component (GO): cAMP-dependent protein kinase complex
Molecular function (GO): cAMP-dependent protein kinase regulator activity
Source: RefSeq, a predicted model, not a curated record